UGCCACCGAGUACGAGUACGAGUAUUGCUCGGACUUUGCCUCCAACAUCUUUACUUAUGGCAAAGAUUCUCGCCUCCAGUUACUUUCAGCGAAUCAAGCCCUUCCUGUUGACGAUCGACACGAUCAAAAUUUCCCCUUCUUAUAAAUAUACCGCUUUUUCAAAAAUGGAAAUUAGAUUGAAGAUACUAUUUGCUAUCGAAGUCGAUAUCGAAAUAUAUCGAAUAAUUUUUUAAGGAACAUACGGUAAAUGAAAACGGCUAUGUUCCGUCGAGGAAAGAAAUUAUAAAAAAGAAAAUCGAAAUAAAGUUAAGAGGAAUUUUUAAGCGUGAGUCAGGAUGAAUAAAUAUGAGAUGAUAGAAAUCGUAGGAGAGGGAAGUUAUGGUAUGGUGAUGAAAUGUAAGCAUCGCGAGAGCGGGCAAUUUGUAGCCAUUAAAAGAUUUCUCGAAACCGAGGAAGAUUACGAAGUGCGAAAAAUGGCAUUUCGAGAAAUCCGAAUGUUGAAAAAAUUACGUCACGAUAAUCUGGUAAAUAUGAUCGAAGUGUUUCGUCGAAAGAAACGAUUUUAUCUCGUAUUCGAAUAUUUGGAUCAUACUUUGCUGAACGAGUUAGAAAAUGUCGGAGGACAUGGUCUAGGUUUGGAAAUGUCCAAGCGAUAUAUUUAUCAAAUCCUUCGUGGAUUGGACUUUUGUCACGGUAGUAACAUAAUGCAUCGUGAUGUCAAGCCAGAAAAUAUCCUCAUAUCUCCGAAUGGAGUGGUGAAGCUUUGCGAUUUUGGAUUUGCACGUUUUGUAAAUAGUCCAAAUGAGUCUUGCACGGAUUACGUGGCGACAAGAUGGUAUCGUGCCCCGGAAUUGUUAGUCGGUGAUCCUCGAUAUGGCAGACCGAUAGAUAUUUGGGCGGUAGGCUGUUUGUAUGCGGAAAUGGUGGUCGGGAAUCCUUUGUUUCCUGGUGAUAGCGACGUAGAUCAACUCUAUCGAAUAACCAAAAUACUUGGAGGACUAUGUAUGAAGCAUCAAACUUUAAUGGAUCGUAGCAGACCUGGUCAAUUAUUGCGGCAUGCGAGCGCGGACGAGCUCAUAGGACCACCUCAAUCCGGUCUUUUCUCGAUUCGUAAAUUAUUUCCCAAAUGGGAUAUAAUCGCCAUCGAUUUUUUGGCUCAAUGUCUUCGUAUGGAUCCCGACUUAAGAUCAAAAUCUUUCAUGCUCUUGGAACAUCCGUUUUUUAUACAAGAUCGAUUUGUCGAUAAAUUUCUUGUAGUUUUGAGGAAAAGUAUCGAUAUAGAAUCUUCUAUGAAUCCUUUAUCCAGUAAAAUAUUGAGUGAAAAAGGGCCGAGUAUUUCUACGAGUUUGUUCGAAUCAUCGUCGAAAACUGUUUCUCAAUAUUUUCCCAGAUGGCAUAUGCAUACUAUUAUCGCGACAGAUUUAAACGACAAAACAAAGUCCGAAGCGAUAGAUACAGUGGAAUUACGCGAAACUUCAUCAUCGUUGUUGCGCAUCGAUCCUUUACGAAAAGUUUGUAACAUAGAUACCAUUUCUGUCAUACCAAAUACAACUUACAUUCGUAAAGUAAAGCAGAAGGGAAUCGCUAUGCAUGAUUAUUAAAAGACUAUCACGUUAUAGCUUUUUUGAACAUUUUACGAUUGUUCGAGUAUAGAGAAUAAUAAAAGGACAGAAGAGAAAAAAAUACGUAUUUAUUAAGAAAAAGAUCUCAAAUAGAUAUUUUAACUUCAUUUUCAUUUAAUAUUUGCAAACGAUUAAUAAUGUGAAAAUUUGCAUUUUUUUCUGUAUCAAUGAAAAUGAUACAUCUAGUAUAUCAUAGUUGUUUCUUAAAUUCUAAUAUUACAUACACGCACGCACGCACGCGCACACACAUACACAAAUAUCCCUUUAAUUAUAUAUAUGUUUGCAAUUGAAAAGGAAAAAAAUAUUCUACAUUUUUACUAAAUAUAAAUACUUAUUAUAUGUUAUUAGAUUUAUCCUAUGUUUAAAAUAUUAUGAAAAAUUAACAAAAAUCAUUGAUAUUAUUAAUAACAAUUAUAAUAACAAAUAUCACAAGAUGUUCAUGUAAGUAGGAAAUUUUAUAUUGAAAUCGUAUUGGUAUAAGCUUGAAAGAAUCGAUAAUAUAAUUUCCUAUUACUGUUACAAUUAUUUUAUAUAUUUAUGCAUCUAUUUAAUGAAAUUUUUAGUUAUCUCAUCGAAAGUUUUCUUGUGAAAGUGAGAGCAAUGCGUUCUUGUUCCAUUCGAUCCAUAUCAUAUUUAUACAACAUUAUCAUAUAACAUUAUAGUCUCUUAUCGUCGAAUAAUUUGAAACAUUUUUAGUUUUGAAAAAAUCAUUUUUAAAGAUACAUAUAGAAUUAUAAAUGGAUUUAUAUUUCAAUUGAAGUUUAAGAUAGAUAUACAUGUAUAUCUAGUGAAUAUUAUUUUUUCAGAAGAAGUUCGAAAUAUAAUAAAGAUAUAGAGAAAAAAAAAAAAAGAUCCCUUUUCCAAAGAACGAUUUUUCUUUAAUCACAAGGAUGGAUUUCAUGAUUUCACACAUACACACAUACAUACGUAUACAGUAAUAGAUAGAUUUUAUAUUUUGCUUAUAAUUGAAGAUAAUAGAAGCGAUUGAUAAAAAGAAAAAAUAAAAAAAAAUGUGAAAGAAUCGACAAUAUUCUUCGACGAUUAGUUCUUUCGAUCGAUUAGCACUGCUAUAUAAUAUUAAUUUUAAACGAGUUUCAUAAUUGAUUUCACUUUUCACGAAUAAACAUUUCGUGUUAUAAAAAUAUGAAUAAUGUUUUUAAACUUGAAUUAGUUUGAUAAAAAAAGAGUAAGAUUUUGAAUUUAAAAAUAAAAGAAAUAAAAACAACAAAGAAACGUAAGUUUGUACUCAAAACAAAAAUUUCAAUGAAGAAUAGAGAAUAAGAAAUUUUGACAUUUUAAAAAUUGUUUAUUUUAUAAAUAAAUAUUUGUCAUGUAAAUAAAUAAAAAAACGAAUAAAACAUCAAA
Molecule: messenger RNA, 2987 nt
Organism: Apis cerana (Asiatic honeybee)
Lineage: Eukaryota; Metazoa; Arthropoda; Insecta; Hymenoptera; Apidae
Product: cyclin-dependent kinase-like 2
Biological process (GO): protein phosphorylation
Cellular component (GO): nucleus
Molecular function (GO): ATP binding; protein serine/threonine kinase activity
Source: RefSeq, a predicted model, not a curated record